Messenger RNA from Prosopis cineraria, 2073 nucleotides. Its product is annotated as probable glucan endo-1,3-beta-glucosidase A6. The record is from RefSeq and is a predicted model, not a curated record. Bases 298 to 1695 code for a protein of 465 amino acids. Gene Ontology annotation, molecular function: hydrolase activity, hydrolyzing O-glycosyl compounds. Gene Ontology annotation, biological process: carbohydrate metabolic process. The transcript is spliced from 3 exons. Lineage: Eukaryota; Viridiplantae; Streptophyta; Magnoliopsida; Fabales; Fabaceae. Gene Ontology annotation, cellular component: plasma membrane.
UUUCCCCAAAGAUAGUGACGGAAUCAAUAAAGAAAAAGUUUCAUAUUCCAAAGUUCCUCUCCUUCCUCACCCACAAUCACACCUUCGUAGACUUAGUCCUCGUUAACAGUCCAACAUCGAUCUCAUUGAUGUUUUUCUUCCUUCUUGGAUCUAAUCUCUGCUUUCUUCAGUUUCUCAUUCUUCUUUCCCAUUAAAAAUUUUUUCUCUUUUUCACUCAUGACACAGCUUAUAGCUUUCAGCUUAUAGUAUUAUAUAUAGAAAUAUACUGAGCUGAACAAGGAAACAGACCUGCUAACAAUGGCUAUUAUGGGUUUUAUUUUCCUGUUCGUCUUGUUCUUCUUGGUGUCUGUAUCAAGUGCAGAAUUCUCGAGCAUUCCAGGGAUUAACUAUGGCCAAUUGGGAAACAAUCUGCCGUCGCCAUUGAAGUCGGUGGAGCUCAUCAAAACCCUCAAAGCCAAGCGCGUCAAAAUCUACGACGCAAACCCAGAAAUCCUCAAAGCCCUGGCAAACACGAACCUCCAAGUCUCAAUUAUGGUCCCGAAUGAACUCAUCGUUAACAUCUCCUCCAACCAAACUCUAGCAGACGAAUGGAUCAAAACCAAUUUGAUUCCUUUCUACCCCCAAACCCUCAUUCGCUACCUCCUCGUCGGCAACGAGGUCAUCACUAGUAGCCCGCCGGAAGUCUGGGCGGCUCUCGUGCCGGCAAUCCGACGAAUCAAGCAUUCUCUCAAAACCUGUGGGAUUCACAAAGUCAAGGUGGGAACUCCCUCCGCCAUGGGCGUGCUGGAAUCGUCGUUCCCUCCGUCGAACGGAACUUUUCGGAGCGACAUUGCGGAUCGGAUCAUCAGGCCUUUGCUGCAGUUCUUGGAUCGGACGAAGUCGUUCUUCUUCCUGGAUGUGUACCCGUACUUCGCUUGGAGUUCGGAUCCGAACACCAUAAAUUUAGAUUACACGCUGUUUGAGUCCAAGAACAUAACGGUCACGGAUCCAGGCACGGGUUUGGUAUACCACAAUAUGUUCGACCAGAUGGUUGACGGCGUGCAUUUCGCAAUGAAGCGACUCGGGUAUCCGAGUGUUCGGAUCUUCAUCGCCGAAACGGGUUGGCCCAAUGGAGGAGAUAUUGACCAGAUUGGCGCGAAUAUUUAUAACGCCGCCACUUACAACCGGAAUUUCGUGAAGAAGGUUACGACUAAACCGCCGGUUGGCACGCCGGCUCGGCCGGGUUCGAUUCUUCCGUCAUUCAUCUUCUCUUUAUACAACGAGAACCAGAAACCGGGUGUGGGUACGGAGCGUCACUUCGGGCUGUUAUACCCAAACGAGUCGCACGUGUACGAGAUUGAUCUGUCAGGGAAGACGCCGGAGUCGGAGUACAAGCCAUUGCCACCGGCGGAGAACAAUCAGCCAUACAAAGGAAAGAUAUGGUGCGUGGUGGCGAAGGGAGCCAAUAAGACGGCGCUUCAGGGUGCUUUAUCGUACGCUUGCUCGCAAGGAAACAAAACCUGCGACCCGAUCCAACCCGGGAAACCGUGUUUCAAACCCAAUUCGCUGGUUUGGCAUUCUAGUUAUGCCUUCAGCUCAUACUGGGCCCAGUUCAGGCCUUUAGGUGGGACCUGCUUCUUCGACGGCCUUGCCACGCAAACAACGAAGGAUCCUAGCUAUGGAUCGUGCAAGUUCCCAAGUGUGACGCUGAAAUAAGCAAGUGGGAAUAAUCAAAAAAGAAAUAAGCAAGUGGGAUUUUAUUUUGUUUGACCAUUGCAAGUGGGAGUUUGAUUACUCAACGAUUCAAUAAUUCAUGAUUGACCAUUAUCACAUUCAUAUUUGAAAGAAGGAAUUGCUGUUCUCAUUUGAACACUUGUACUGAGACUGCUCGAAUCUGACCCGACUCGAAUCUGGAUUAUCCAUUUUGUAAUGUCAAGUGUCAGAUUUCAAACGAGACUCAAUAGAUAUGUGCGUGUGUUUUAUAGAGAGUAACUUAUUGCUGAUUUAGCUUCGUGAAUGUAUGUUUCUUCUUUAGGCGGCAUAAGGUACCCACCAUCAUGGGUAUAUAUUGAUUGAUGAAUUGUUUCAGUUUAA